This is a messenger RNA of Penicilliopsis zonata CBS 506.65, 885 nucleotides long. RefSeq lists its product as hypothetical. Gene Ontology annotation, cellular component: cytosol; HAUS complex. Gene Ontology annotation, biological process: spindle assembly. Bases 1 to 885 code for a protein of 294 amino acids. Lineage: Eukaryota; Fungi; Ascomycota; Eurotiomycetes; Eurotiales; Aspergillaceae. The record is from RefSeq and is a predicted model, not a curated record. The transcript has a single exon.
AUGGAGUCGCCCUCGUCCUUCGACAGCCCACUUCUGUCUCCUGCCAAAGCGCGGCGAGCCGCUAUUCAGGCCAAGGACUGGGCCUACGUGACCUCGUGGCUUAGUCGACAGUACGCUCCAAAUCUGCCUCCUGACUUUGAGCGCAACGAGGAUACCUUACGGACGCUGCUAGCUUUGGCUGCUGCCAACGAUGCAGCAGAUGAAGAGGCAAUGAUACUUCACCGCGCGCGCGAAGAAGCCGUACAGGCAUAUAAGAUGCGGGAGGCAAAUGAAGACUCUCAGAAGAAAGAGAUUCUAGACGAGGUACAGAUGUGUCUCGGUGAAAAGGGGAGAGAAUGUCUUGACGAUCUGGCGGAAACAACGGCAAUACUAGGCGCAUUGCGUCCGCAACGUAACGAAAUCGGACAGGCCAUUUUAGAGCUUACGAGAGAGGAAUUUGAGGUCCAGAGCCAGGUCACAAAAAUUGAAGCAUUACGAGGAUAUCUAGAGAGAGAGCUGGCGGACCUCAGGCAGCAGCUCAAGGGUCUCAAGUCCAACAAGGCUUAUGAUGUGCCGUCAGAACUACCGGCGUUAACUGCAGAAUGGUCUCGGAGCACGAAGCUGUUGACAGCUAAACUGGGUGAAUACCAGGAUAAAUCGGCCAUGUUGGAGAGAAACAGCACCAAGGGGCCGACGAUUGAGGAGCUAGUGUUGGAAGAAGAAGAUUUUAUCCGUCUCAAGGACACAGUGGAGAAACUGGAGAAAAGAGUCAGACUAUUCCAUUGUUUACCGAAGAACUUAACGGACGCCCGAUCAGAGUAUCAGAAAUUAGAGCGCGAGUACCGCCAGCUAGUUCAGAAGCGCGAUACAAUGUUCGAAAAUCUACGAGCGGGAAAAACGAAAUGA